Cololabis saira (Pacific saury) is the source of this 2597-nucleotide messenger RNA. It is a transcript of the gene igf2bp1, whose product is annotated as insulin-like growth factor 2 mRNA binding protein 1. Gene Ontology annotation, molecular function: mRNA 3'-UTR binding. Lineage: Eukaryota; Metazoa; Chordata; Actinopteri; Beloniformes; Belonidae. The transcript is spliced from 15 exons. The record is from RefSeq and is a predicted model, not a curated record. Gene Ontology annotation, biological process: nervous system development; regulation of gene expression. Bases 432 to 2327 code for a protein of 631 amino acids. Gene Ontology annotation, cellular component: cytoplasm; nucleus; cytosol.
UCACCAGUCCCACCAGUCCGCUUCACCUCCUCCUCCUCCUCUCCUCCUCCUCCCCAGUGCGACACACACGGGGCUCCAGGCGGCUGCGCGUCACCGACUCUCCUGCGGCUCCAGCCCGGAUUUACGCACUCAUCUGUCUCCCCAUCGGCUUGCUGCAACUUUUUACUUUUAUUUUAUUUUAAUCCGCUGCCAUUAAUUAGGUUUUUUUUUUCGUUAUUAAUUUCGGAUUUUUUUUAGGGGGAGUGAUUUUUACUUUUAGUUGCAUCUGUGGCAAAAGAACCUCCAUCGAUUUCAGGAGAGAGAAAGAGAGAGAGAAACUUCGCUUUUUUUUCGGGUUCAAAAUUGGGCUUUUUUUUUUUUCCUUCUCUUUUACUGGAUUUUUUCUUUUUCUCUGGAUCCCUUCCCCCGAGGAGAUAUAUAUUUUUGCAACCAUGCACAAGCUGUACAUUGGGAAUCUAGGCGACACGGUGACCGCCGAGGACCUGGGCAAGACCUUUGACGAGCACAAGAUCCCGUACGCGGGCCAGUUCCUGGUCAAGAACGGCUACGCGUUCGUGGACUGUCCCGACGACAGCUGGGCCAUGAAAGCCAUCGAGACGUUUUCCGGUAAAGUGGAGCUCCACGGGAAGCGGAUCGAGGUGGAACACUCCGUCCCAAAGAAGCAGAGGACCAGGAAGCUGCAGAUCAGGAACAUCCCGCCUCACCUGCAGUGGGAGGUGCUGGACGGUCUUCUGGCCCAGUUUGGAACGGUCGAAAACCUCGAACAAGUGAACACAGAAAGUGAGACGGCGGUGGUCAACGUGACGUACGCCUCCCGGGAACAGGCCAGGCAUCAUGACACAGAAACGUGGUGUCACAUUGAAGUGUUACGGUGCCAUGUGACGUGUCCCGCCGUCUGCCCACACAGAGCCAUCCAGAAGCUGAAUGGGUACCAGUUUGAGAACAACGCCCUGCGGGUGUCCUACAUCCCGGACGAGACCUCGGAGAUGGAAGGAGGCCAGCGGGGGCCCGACAACGGCCGGCGCCCGGGCUACGGGCCCCGGGGCGGUCUCCGCGGCGGCUCCCCCAGCUCGGGGAUGCCCAACAAACCCCCACACGCCGACAUCCCCCUCAGACUGCUGGUACCCACGCAGUACGUCGGCGCCAUCAUCGGCAAGGAGGGCGCCACCAUCCGCAACAUCACCAAACAGACGCAGAGCAAGAUCGAUGUCCACCGUAAGGAGAACGCGGGCGCAGCUGAGAAGCCCAUCAGCAUCCACUCCACCCCCGAGGGCUGCUCGGCCGCCUGCAGGAUGAUCCUGGACAUCAUGCACCAGGAGGCCAAGGACACCAAGACCGCUGACGAGGUCCCUCUGAAGAUUCUGGCUCACAACAACUUCGUGGGCCGGCUCAUCGGGAAGGAGGGACGCAACCUGAAGAAGGUGGAGCAGGACACCAACACCAAGAUCACCAUCUCCCCUCUGCAGGACCUGACGCUGUACAACCCCGAGAGGACCAUCACGGUGAAGGGCUCCAUCGAGGCCUGCUGCCAGGCCGAGGUGGAGAUCAUGAAGAAGGUGCGGGAGGCCUACGAGAACGACAUCGCCGCCAUGAACCAACAGACCCACCUGAUCCCCGGCCUUAACCUGGGGGCUCUGGGCCUCUUCCCCUCCUCCUCCAACAUGCCCCCCCCUCCACCGGGGAACUCUGGGAGCGGCGCCCCCUACGGCUGUUUCGGGGCUCCCGAGCAGGAGACGGUCCACGUCUACAUCCCGGCCCAGGCGGUGGGAGCCAUCAUCGGGAAGAAAGGGCAGCACAUCAAGCAGCUGAGCCGCUUCGCCGGAGCCUCCAUCAAGAUCGCUCCAGCUGAGACUCCAGACUCCAAGAUGAGGAUGGUGAUUGUGACGGGACCACCGGAGGCCCAGUUUAAGGCUCAGGGCAGGAUUUACGGCAAACUGAAGGAGGAGAACUUCUUCGGGCCCAAAGAGGAAGUCAAGCUGGAGACUCAUAUCAAGAUGGCAGCUGCUGCUGCCGGGAGAGUCAUCGGCAAGGGAGGCAAGACGGUGAACGAGCUGCAGAACCUGACGGCGGCGGAGGUGGUGGUUCCCCGGGAGCAGACUCCUGACGAGAACGACCAGGUCAUCGUCAAGAUCAACGGCCACUUCUACGCCAGCCAGCUGGCUCAGAGGAAGAUCCGGGACAUCCUGACUCAGGUCAAACAGACUCAGAAAUCCGGCAUGGGGGGCGCCAGUCCCGGCCCCAACCCCAACCCCAACCCCCAGGGCUUCACGGAGAUGAGCGGCCCCGCCCCGGGGCUGGCCCAAGACCAGCAGCCGCGCCGGAAGUGAGGGCCCCCCCGGGUCCCCCCGGGCCCCCCUCCCACCUGACGGACCGAUGGACACGCGCACAGACGGACAGAUGGACGGACACAGAAGAGCGACACACGAACCCAGCGAUAGAUAGGGAGAGACUUGUAGAGGGAGGAAGUAACGCCCGAGAGCCACUGAGAGAGAGACAGAGAGAGAGAGAGUCAAAUCAAAAGAUGAAAUGGAUAAAAAAAAAAAAAUAAGAGGCUUAAGAUGAAAAACUUGAAAACAGAGACCCGAUGCCAGACCAGA